CUCGUGAUGGCGUUGCGAUCACAUUGUUAUACUGGGUCGCAACACUUUAUAUUUAUUAAACCCACGAAGCCUAUAUACAAACUUCGUUACUGAACUAUAGUAAUGCUUGUGUGUGUGAUUCUAAAAAGAAAAAUUUCUUAAGUAUAAGUAAAUAUAAUAUAUAUGUACCGUGAAAGACCAAAAUUGGAUAAUGUAAAGAUUCACAUAGUGAAUAUCAACACAUACCAAAUACGUCGGUGAAAGACCGAAUAUUUGGGUAUAUUCUUAUACAUCCGGACCAUUACCGAUGUAUGUUGACAAACACAGAUAUGCUUUGGUGGAGGUUGAAACAAGCACGCAGCAUCUGUUUGUUAUACUCUGGAACAUUGUUAUUUGUCAAUCUUAUGCAAGGUUUGCUGGUAGGUGCAACGUUUAUUGAAAUUUUAUUUUUUUACCCGAUACCCUAAUUUAUAUUGAAUGGAUACUGCAGUGAACCGUGAUCUUUUUUUUGAAAAGUUACAUGCAUUAAUUGCAAGUAAACGAGAAGACAAUUGUUUUUAUUUUUCUCAAGAAAAGUAUUCUAAAAUACUUUCUGAAGUGAUUUCUGCUAAAACUAAGUGCAGCACACCUUUGGAUUAUAGACGAUUAAAACGUUUUGACGUUAUAAAAAUUAACAGUAAAAAGAAAUUAAUUGUACCAUUAAAAUUAGGAGAAACAAAUAUACAGUAUUAUGUUACCAAUGAUGAAUUGUUUAGUAUACUAUCUGAAACUCACACCAGAACUGGCCAUGGAGGAAGAACACGUAUGCUUAAAGAAUUGCAAGUUAAAUACAAAAAUAUUACAUAUGAAGUUGUAAUGUUGUAUUUAAAUUUAUGUAAACAAUGUCAGAUGAAACAAAGCACACCUAAAAAAGGUAUUGUUGCGAAACCAAUAAUCAGUUCGGAAUUAAAUUCAAGAUGUCAAGUCGAUCUGAUAGACCUGCAGUCACACAAGGAUGGCGAAUAUAAGUUCAUAAUGGUAUAUCAAGAUAAUUUAACGAAGUUUGUCCAGCUACGACCUUUGAAAACUAAAAUAGCUAAAGAAGUAGCAUAUCAUCUUCUUCAAAUAUUUUUAACAUUCGGUGCCCCAGCUAUAUUGCAAUCAGAUAAUGGUAGGGAGUUCUGUAAUCAAGUUAUAUCCGAACUAUGCGCUAUGUGGAAAGAUGUUAAGAUAGUUCAUGGAAAGUCUUGUUAUAGUCAAACACAAGGCUCAACUGAAAGGACCAAUCAGGAUAUACAGAAUAUGUUAACUGCAUGGAUGAACGAUAAUGACACAAAUAAAUGGUCAGAUGGUUUGUCUUUUGUUCAGUUUACCAAGAACACUACAUACCACGAAGGAAUACGUCAAAGUCCAUAUGAAGCCAUGUUUGGUGUUAAACCAAAAAGAGGCAUAGCAUCGUCAUCUUUGCCUGACGAACAAAUUGCAAAUAUUGAAACCGAAGAACAACUCGAAGAAAUGGUUAAUUCUUUGGAAGAAAAUUUGAGUAGUAGCCAUACUGAAAAUCAUAUUUCAAAAGAAAAUAUUGAAAAGGAGUUGCAACCCGCCAUGUCCUCAUAUCAAGCCCUGACUGAACAACAUGAGUUUAUUUCUAUAAAAAGAGCUGCAGCGAAAGAAAAUCUAUUACUGCAAGCAACGAAAAUGUUACGAACCUCAAAAGGAAAAUUUCCUUCUCCUCAAAUUGGUGAUACCUCCUGUUCAAUUGGUGAAUUAUUGUGGGAAUAGAAGAUUCCUACUUUUAUAUAUUAGUAAAUAAAAAAGGUAUCCUCAAGCAGGUUUAUACCCGUAAUCAGUUUGUAACUUGUAAAGAAAAGUUAUUUUCCACAAAUAAAAUUUCUUCUCAAGAAAUGUCGCUGUGAGAAGCAGCUGCAAUUAGUGUUUUAUGUGUUCCAUAACCAAAUGCAGUUGUAAUAGCAAGGGACUCAUGUGCAAUUCAAAGUGUCAUAACAAUAUAAGUUGUUGCAAUAAAUAAGAUUAUCAAUCACAUAAUUAAGCCCUUGCGCUAUUUUCACGAUGAUCACGAAGAUGAAAAUUUUAGGCCAAACAUGGAUAUCACGAGUCAGGCUUGUAAUCGACAUUUCGGGCCAAACAUGAAUAUCACAAGCCGUACUCGUUGGUCCUAUUGUCAGUCGUAAGAUAUCGUGUUUAAAGUUCCGACACUCGGGUUCUGCCAUUUCGACUGUUUUUGCGACCAUUCGCGUGCAUAGGUUAGGCACGGCUUAUUCCGAAUUUCAGUGUAGUGCAAGGGGUUAAGUAACUUUAUUAUUGGGAUUAUUUUCUUUUUAAGUUCAACAGUUUAUUUACAUUUGUUGUUACUUAAGUUUUCUUCUAUUUUGAUAUAUAUUAUAAUAAGUUUUAAUAAUAAAGUAUUAUUUAAAAACGUAACAAAAAUAUUUUUAUUCAACACUCACUGUCAGUGCAUGGUGACUGUCGACAUUUGCCAGGGUAAAUCAAAAAUAAGGAUAUUUAGUAAAUAUUUCAGCCAUACACCAAGCGACUAUAUGAACCUUGAUAUUUUCCAAUUUCGGCAUUUAACGGUAACGCAUAUAUAUAAAAGCAGAGCAGUUUUCCUAUGUAUAGGAGGGCCAAAGCAUAUUUGUGCUUAUCAAAAUAUACCAGUAAUGGCCUGGCCUAAAUGUAUAAAAAUAUACCAAAAUAUUUGAUCUUUCACCGACGUAUUUGGAAUGUGUUGACAUUCAUCGUGUGAAUCUUCAUAUUCUCCAAUUUCGAUCUUUCAAGAUGUUCAUAGAGAUUUCCACGGAAAUUUGUAUUUUUCGUUCUCUAUCGUAACGAAAGAUACACAGGUUUAGAAUGAAAUGUUCUUUAUCUGUAUGAGUUGUUUUGGGGGGAGGCGUUGCGUAUGGUUGUGUGUGUCUGUGCCCGAGAAUGUAUUCUUUUCAACGUUGUUUAAAUAGUAAUUAGAUAUUCUAUAGACUAUCAAAGUGUUAUGUUCAAUGCUUAGGAAAAAUAUAUAUAAUUUAUAAAUAUGUAGAUGUUGAAUAUCUACAUUUAGAGGUCCGAAUAUAUCAAAUACAAAGAGAGAAAUAAACAUCGGACUAAAUUAAAUUUACAAUUAGAUACAUAAUUAUGUUAUCGGUAUUAUCACCAAUAAUACAGCGUAUUCAUUUACUUUUAAACAAUUUAACUAU
Molecule: messenger RNA, 3164 nt
Organism: Polistes canadensis
Lineage: Eukaryota; Metazoa; Arthropoda; Insecta; Hymenoptera; Vespidae
Product: KRAB-A domain-containing protein 2-like
Exons: 2
Coding region: 457-1740 (427 amino acids)
Biological process (GO): DNA integration
Molecular function (GO): nucleic acid binding
Source: RefSeq, a predicted model, not a curated record